Messenger RNA from Apiotrichum porosum, 810 nucleotides. RefSeq lists its product as uncharacterized. The transcript has 7 exons. Gene Ontology annotation, cellular component: nucleus. The record is from RefSeq and is a predicted model, not a curated record. Gene Ontology annotation, molecular function: dioxygenase activity. Bases 1 to 810 code for a protein of 269 amino acids. Gene Ontology annotation, biological process: DNA repair; DNA alkylation repair. NCBI's taxonomy places the organism in Eukaryota, Fungi, Basidiomycota, Tremellomycetes, Trichosporonales, Trichosporonaceae.
AUGACCCGCGCGAAGCAAAAGCAGGCAGAGGACAGCGCAAAGAUAGCAACUGCUCGGUCCAGGCGGUUAAAGAAGGUUGAUACUGUACGCGGUGACGAAUCGGCAGCACCCACAGAGACCAAGGUCGACCCAGAAGGCCCAGAACCCGCGGUGUUCACGCAGGUUACGCGCCCCGAGCUGGCUCAAUAUCGCGUCGAGCUGGGCUAUGGCGCAGACGUCUACUUCCAGAAAGAGUUUCUGUCCCGCACCGAGACACAGGAAUGGUAUGACACUCUCUUGGUACUUGACACCUACCAACCCACGUUGAAGCUGUACGGACGCACCAUUACCCAGUCUCGCCAAAUCGCGGCGUACUCGACCGGUCCGAUGAACAUGAAGUAUUCUGGCGCCGAGAUUGACGUCCACCACCCCUUCCCGCCUGCCCUCGAGGCCAUGAGGCUACGGGUCCAGGCCGACUUGGGAAUCACGUUCAACCAUGUCUUGUUGAAUCGGUACGACGACGGCAGCGUGUACAUUGGUCGACACUCGGAUACAAAGGACAACGGCGUGGUAGUCAGCGUCAGCCUCGGUGCAGAGCGGACGUUUAUCAUGAGCCCACGGCUACCGGCCAAAAAUGCGCGUGUGGGCGUUGCGGUACCUGCGUCCGAGGCGGGAGCGCUGGCGAAGCGCAAGAAUGUAAAGUGGCAGCUUACGAGCGGCAGCCUCUUGGUCAUGCAGGGUUCCACGCAAGAGUUCUGGAAGCACGAGAUCCCUCGCGAGGCAGGUGUAAAGGCCGGCAGGAUCAGUCUGACAUUCCGGCAACUGUCAUGA